This is a messenger RNA of Menidia menidia (Atlantic silverside), 4891 nucleotides long. Lineage: Eukaryota; Metazoa; Chordata; Actinopteri; Atheriniformes; Atherinopsidae. The record is from the annotation of a GenBank genome assembly.
AUGCUUUUAAACGACCAAAAAGACUCGUUCAUUGUCUCGGAAAUCGGCGCGCGAAUCCUCUUCAUUAAAGACAGGAAGUUGUUUGUCGGGAUGCUGAACAAACAGCAGACCGAGGAGGAUGUUUACCGCCUCUUCGAGCCCUAUGGAGUCAUCGAGGAGUGCACCUUCUCCACACACACCGAGGCUCAGUCUGCCAUCGGUGCCCUGCACGGCAGCCAGACCAUGCCAGGCGCUUCCUCCAGCUUGGUGGUCAAGUUCGCCGACACAGACAAGGAGCGCACCAUCAGACGCAUGCAGCAGAUGGUGGGGCAGUUUGGCAUCUUUAAUCCAGCCAUCGCCCUUCCCUUCAGCACCUACAGCUCUUACGCACAUGCGCUCAUGCAGCAGCAAGCGGCCAUCAUGGCGGCCAGCCACGGAGGUUACCUGACGCCCAGCGUGGCGUUCCCCACCACGCAGAUCCACCAGAUGGGGGCGCUCAACAUCAACAGCCUCCCACCCACCCCCAUGACCCCGGUGUCGGGCCUCAGUUCUCCACCCGCCAACAUCACCACCUCGGCAGUGCCCAGCCUCGUCACGCCCAUCGUCAACGGCUUCACCGGCAUCCCCCAUCAGCCCAACGGCCACCCGGCCGUGGAGGCCGUCUACACCAACGGCCUGCCGCCCUACUCCACCCAGAGCCCCACGGCCGCCGACACCCUCCAGCAGGCCUUCACCGGCGUGCAGCAAUACACAGCGAUCUACCCGGCCACCACGCUGACACCCAUCGGCCAAACACUGCCCCAGCCGCCACAGGUCAUCCAGCAGCAGCAGCAGAGAGAAGGUCCAGAGGGCUGUAACCUGUUCAUCUACCACCUGCCGCAGGAGUUUGGAGACAAUGAGCUCAUGCAAAUGUUUUUGCCCUUCGGUACCGUCAUCUCCUCUAAGGUCUUCAUGGACCGGGCCACCAAUCAGAGCAAGUUUCGUGAGCUUCGACAACCCUGCGAGUGCACAGGCAGCUAUCCAGGCCAUGAACGGCUUUCAAAUCGGGAUGAAGAGGUUGAAAGUCCAGCUAAAGAGACCGAAGGAUGCCAGCCGCCCUUACUGACACAGCCUACCUUCAGUAUUCACUGCAGCAGCACAGGUUUUAGAGGACACAUGAAGAUAUCCCGGAGGAGUUUUUUUUCUUUGAAAGCAAAAUAUGUUUAAAAAAAAAAAAAAAAUCAACACGUAAGGAAUUUUUUGGAGACAUAUCAGCAUUUACACAUGAAGACAUAGGUUAGGGCGGCGGGAGGAGAUGCGCCUCAUCGGGGGACGUGACCGUAACAGAUGGCACAGAGCAAGAACCGCGGGAGGAAAAAAAACCGAAAGAGAUGGGACGAGACUGAUCAACAGAACUUUUUUUCUCGUUGAGACUUGAAUUGUUAAUUAAGCAACAAACUAACAAACAAAAAAGCAGCAACAACAAAUAGAUUUCUAUAUACAUAUUAUAUACACACACAUAUAUAAAUAUAUAUAUAAGGAAAGAGGCGCUUGUGGCUUUUACUGGACAAAUGAGGGUUAAAACUUGAAGAUAAAAAAAAAAACAGUGGAGAAAAGAAGCUAUUCUAUACGUCCACUGACAGACUUUCUUUCUCUUUCCCUCUUUCUCUUAUUCUCUCACCGUCUCUCUCAGCAAGCGCAGAACUAUGACUCUUGGAGGUUACUGAGGUUUCCAUUAUCAACAGUAGAACUGCAAUUCUUUCACCCCUAAGGGACCAAAGGACCAAACAUUUUUAUUGUUCUGAACAGUAAUAUAUAGUAUUAAUGAUACUAAUACAACAAACUACUACUAAUAAUAUUACAAGUUAAACUUAAGAAGAAAACUAGCUUCAGGUUGAAAAAAAAAAGAGCAAGGGGUUUUGGAUUUCUUUUCCUUUUACAUUUAUAGCUACUGGGUUUGAGAAUAUUAAAACAACACAGAAAAUGUAUUAAAAAAAAAAAAAGAUAAAGCUGUACUAUUUUAGCGACGUAGUAUAUAUGGGUUAGACAUUGUUCCGGGCAUGUUCAGAUAUGUACUUUUCGCCACAUCAUCUUCAUCCCAGCAUUUCAUCUCGGAGGUGCGAUCUGUCUGUGCGAGCGUGUCGCAAAGACAGGAAACGAGUCCCUCAGUGCCAAAGGAGACGCCAGAACAGAAAGCUAAAAUCAAAGAACAACAGCAUGCAACCCCAAUUAGACAAAUCACAACAACGCAAAGCUCUGCAAAGCUCUAUCUGAGAGUUUUAUUCACGUCGAACAUGGAAAAAAUGUCAAUUGUAAACAGUGAGAUAGAAUUCUACGUUUGCAGGGGAAAGUACAUCUUGAAUUUGAUGCUAAUAGCAUGUCUCAGAACACAACUGGAGGAUUGUAAUGCAGCUAAUAAGGUCAGAGGGCAGUGCAGUAAUGUGGUUAGGUGUCAGAAAGCCCCUCAGAGGGUCAGAGCCUUAUGAAUAAAGUCUGCAUAUGUAACAACCUGCACAAUUAGAUUUUUUAAUAUCAUCACCGAUGUUGGUUUCCCUUUAAACGUAUUCCAAAUAAUGGACGCCGCUUUCUCCUAGCUUAUGAAAAUGAAACCUUUUUGAGACAUUAGCAUCAAAUCUAAGACAUGUGCAACACCCAACAUUCUGCAGAUAAUGAUGAAUCAUCUUACUUUUGACAUUUGACUUUUUUUCCACAUUUCCCGUGAAUAAAACACGAGUUUCAGAUUUUCACAAGUCGUUGCAUUGUGCUUACAUUGACAUUUUCCUCAGCACAGCACAGAUUUUAGACUUGGGGCCGCCCUCCAUUGUCGGAGUUCAGUAAGCGAUUGUCAUUGCGAAGCAUUCCAUGUUAUCAUUAAAGCCUUGAUAGGACAAAUAAUCUGACCAUAAAGCACUGUGGUAAAAGUGCCACCCGGCUGAGCUGGAUCCAGCAGUAAAACAGCACCGCAUCUGGAGCUGCUUGAUAAAACAUACAAAUGAGCCUGACAGCAGCUGUGAAAAAAAAAGAAAGAAAAAGAAAAAAUCUAUUCGAUGCGUCGCAUCGGUCCCGGCCGGGUCACGCCCACUCCCACUGCCAGUCUCCUCCAGCUGCUCUCAGAAGGACAGAGUGGACCCCCCUCCCCCACCCCCCCUCCACCCCACCCCCUUCUUCUCCGUCACCUCCAAGUGCCAGAGCAGCUCCCAGCUACCGGGGACCAUCGGUCGGCCGUCGGGGGCUCCGGAGCUAACCCACAGCUUAAUUACAGUAAUGAUGAUAUUGAUCAGAUGGUGUUGGGGGGGGGGUGGGAUGCACAAUCAAUUCCACGUUGGCAUUCGAAUGAAGUGACUGACGGAGUUCAUCUUUCCCCUCACGGAUUAGGCAGGAGGCCCGUUUUUCAGGAUCCAGAAUUAGACGUGUGUAGUUUAUGAUGCCGUGACCCGGUCUGUACAUAGAGUUCAGAGUAGACGGUACGAGUUCUUCAGUGAAGAGCAGCUGCGUAUAUAUUUAUUUAUUUUCCUGAAGGGUGUAAUAGCACAGUGAGAGCUCGCAGUGAGAACGUGAGAGGCAGCCUGGCAUUACCGGCCUUAGGAGGUCAAAUUAAGAGCAAAAUGAUCCAUCAAUUAGACGGCAGCGAGCGUGUUUUCUGCCCCAGCUGCUGCUGCUGCCUCCACCAUUACGGCCUGGUCGCCACAUCACGCCGUGCACCACGUGACUAAUUAACCGCCGUCAUCCACAGGGAAGUUUUCGGCACCGGGAGACACAGUCGGCACGUCCGAGAUGAAAUCUUGUUUGUUUUUUUUUGUUUUUACCGGAUCAACUUUGUUCCCAUUUAGUCGUCUCUUAACGAGCUUUUCUUAAUCUUUGAGUCGUUCAUUUCCCCCGACGCCGUCCGUUCGUCGUCGUUGAGUUUGCUCUCUGAAGCAUCUUGGCCCUCAGGACUCUGUGAGACUUCAGCACUCUCAUCGCCCGCUCUGACUUCAGUGCUUCAGACAUCACAUCACAGCGCCUGUCCCGUCCACUGAAGCAGAAUCCUCUGAAAAGACCCAGACUACGCCUUUGUGGUCGCUCGGAAAAAAAGAAAAAAAAGAAAAAAAAAGAAAGAAAGAAAUUCUCCAGUGACUCCCCCAGAUCCUGAUGGCUGUAUGCUGGGGUUUGAUGCUACUUUAGCUGCUCUGCUCCGGGUUCCCCUUUAGCGGCCGCUAUGUGUUGCCCUGCUGCAAACAGCGAUUAGACGCAGUAGGAAAACGAUUCUAGACUUGCCUUGUCUCAUCACGAAUUGCCAAAUUAUGCAAGCGUUUCCACUCCGCCUCCCCGUCAGGACUUUUAACACGUGCCAGACCUCCUUAAAAAAACCUAGUCUUCGGGAUUUGCUGAUUUUCAGGAAACGUUCAGCAGAGUGAAAUAUUUGCUUUUCUGAUACAGCGUGACAUUGUGGGAGGAGGGUCAGCUCAGGCUGUAAUGAUAUACAAUAUAGAUUUCCAGUGAAAAGGUUAGAUUUCUUAUAUAUUUGCCAGAAGACAGCUUUUAUUCCCCUGGCGAGUUAAUGUGAGUUUCCUCGCGGCUGUCAGGGCCGGGCAGCUUCAGAAAACUGCCGUACAUGCCCUCCCUCCCCCCAGGCGACGGGAGUUUUACUUGAGAAGUUGUUGUUGUUUUUGUUAAAUUAUUGAAAUCAAAUUAACUUUUGCCUUCACAACAGCUGGAGUAAAGCAAAUUACACAUACCAGCUGUGACUGAAAUGAGUUUGAAAGAACUUUGAAAGCUUAUUUCGACCAGCAACUAAGUUUAGAGGUUCGUGGACAGAAAAAGGUGCAGAAGCCUAGACAAACAUAUCUGACUUAUGAUUAUGAAACGGUAAUCACCUGACUGAUUUCCCAAGAGGAUAAUGAGUUGUUCAACAUCACAGAGUGGUUACAAAUGACAGAAAUAUUGUGGGGGA